This is a messenger RNA of Phanerochaete carnosa HHB-10118-sp, 2193 nucleotides long. RefSeq lists its product as uncharacterized. The coding region runs from base 1 to 2193 and encodes 730 amino acids. The record is from RefSeq and is a predicted model, not a curated record. Lineage: Eukaryota; Fungi; Basidiomycota; Agaricomycetes; Polyporales; Phanerochaetaceae. The transcript is spliced from 10 exons.
AUGGACCUUUCAAGCCUGAAGAACAGCAGAGAUUUAUUUGCGCUCGCUGCCUAUCACUUUGGCCGGUAUCGGACGACAGGCUCUGAGCGUAUGGAGGGCUCGAAGGACGAUCUGAUGUUUCAAGCCUUCUUCGAUAAGCCAGUGCUUGUAUCCCUCUGUAGCCACGAAAUGCUCCUGGAGAUUACAGUGACCGAUGGUCACUGCAAUCUCGACCAUGGACGCGCAACUGAGGCAGCGGCUGCCAACCAUUCGCGCAAGAGAGAUAUACCGAAGAAUAUCUUAUUUACCUACUGUGUACCGUCCGCAGUCGACAAGAUGGCAGGCUGCACUGCGUUGAUCGGGAGCGAAAGGCAUGGGGUCCAGCUACUUGUGUUCGACUAUAAAAGCGCGAAGCUCGUCCGAUCGUCCGUCCGCGCGACAGACGGGACGCAUCAGCCGAUUCCCCAGGUCGAAGGACAACAGUCUCUCGAGUUUUACCUGUAUCAAUAUCUCGAAUUCUUGCAGUCCGCUGGUCAUCACACCCUAUCCUCCCUCCCCGGCUUCGAGGACGACAAAGGAGACGUCCCUACCACAAUUAACUACUCGUGGAUCGCCGACGUCGCGCUGCGACAGCUGGUUCAGCUAGACGAGAUUCACAGCGUUUCACUCUGGAAGAUCAAUGGCUACUUGUCCACCGUGUGGUUGAAGGCUGCUAUGCUUGUCUCUAUCCAGACCGAUGCACUGAGCGACCGGUCAGGUACAUCUCUCGCGGAAUAUCGUGUCACGGCUUGGGGCAAUGAUGAAGUCAUCAUGACAUUCGUCGUCGACGAAGUGUUCCUUUACAGUGGUACCAAGUGGGAAGGGCAGCCGGUGAAGAGCUUCGGCGAAUGGGAGAUCGCUGUGAUAAUGAACUUCUCCUAUGAGAAACCACUGGAGCACGAUGGCAAUGUUAUCCGGUGCAAAGUCGAUAUCGCGAGCAGUCAUCUUCUAACAGCCUCCUCGUUCUUCGGAGAUGUUGAUUUCGACAAUGAAGACGCGACCGUGCUGUCAUGGGUCGAUUACAUCAUCACCUUUAUCUCUAACGAAUACUUGAAUAUCAUCGAGAAUGCCGGGUACAAUAUCAUCUACGAACACGAUCUGCGCCGGCGCUCUAUCACAGGGUACGGGGAGGUCGGCGACUUUGACUUCGAUGGGAGUACCGACCGGUACGCUUGUCGAGAUGGGACCGAGGACAGCGGGAUGCAUGCGAGGACUAUGGCAUGGCGGAAGAUCACUCAGGGAGACGACAUGUGCGAUUAUGACCAGAUUACCGCUCACGGUCGAACGGCGCCGGAGAUGACGAUCUGGCACGAAGUCGCUCAGAAGAGCGACAUGUACGGCUUCGACCAGAUUACUGCCCUCUCCCAGGCCGCCAUCAACAUGUACUACCGCUCCAUCUGGACACAGGCCGAAUUUAAGCCGCCAACGGUGCGCCUGCGCGGAGAUGGUCGAGCGAUAGUCUUCCUCUACAUUAAACGCGGCUUCUUGAAGCCUCUGCGUAACGGGGCCCCGUACCCCGAUGGCGACAAGUUCGAGUUCGAAGAUUGGCGGAUCGCUUUCGAGGCCGACCUCAAGAUGUGCGAUCACUCAGCGUUGACGGAGAUCGGUCCCGAGUGGCAGGCCGCGUUCAAGAAGUCUCGGGUCUAUGAACAGUACGGCACGAGUGAGAUAGUCGACUUCAAGCACAUUUAUCUCGACUUCCAGAAUGUAACCUUCCUGCAUGAGUCUUCCCGCUUCGACGGGCUGCUCACCGUUCUGAACAAGCGCUCCAUCGACAAGGUGCAAGCAGCAGUUGUCUAUCUCCGCGACUUUUACCUCAAGCAGCUCGUUUCCGCGGGCCACCAUGUGCUCUACACUAUCCCAGUCCUAAACAGGCCGUCAGCAGAGCUAUACCAGUGCCUCACCAGCGUCGUCUUCCACAUCUACUCGGAGACAUCGAGCGAACACAGCUGGAACGAGCAGUCCCGUGCCUCCGAGCCGAUCGUUAUCAUCUUGGGCAUGUGCGGCGGCCGACCCAUGCCCGCCUCGGCUCUGCGGUAUUCGACAGAGUGGAUCGUCCGCGUAGGAAGAUUCUCAUCUUAUGGUACUGCGGCUAUCUCGGGUGGUCUGUUCUUGAGGGAGAAGCUUCUGCGGAAGUUGUCCGAGAUCAACACCAGGACGACUAUCAUCCCCUGA